AUGCUUAGAGUAAAUUGGAACGAAUUUUCCUUAAUACUCUCACUAAUAAACACUAGCAAGAAGUUCACUAAUUCACAUUCAAUUCAAUACUUCCCGCUCGAUUUUAAACUUGCUAUUGUUUUAUAUCGUUUGGGUUCAUCAAGCGAAAAUGCGGCUAUUCGUAAAGUCACUACAUUAUUUGGUGUUAGAGAUGGGGAAACAAUUUAUAAGAUAAUCCGAAGAGUCUUUCGCUCCAUAUUGGAACUGCAAACCAAAUUUAUAACGUGCCCAGAUGUAGCUGAACGACAAGAUAAAGUGGAGAAAACCUAUCAUGAGCUUCCACAUUGCAUUGGAUAUAUUGACGGUACUGAAAUAAAACUUGCCGAAGCACCAGUGGUUAACCAUACAUCCUAUUUUUCAAAAAAUAGAGUGUAUUCAAUAAAAGCACAAGUCGUAUGUGACUAUCAGCUGAAGAUUCGACAUGUCGCAGUUGGUCACUAUGGAAGUGCACAUGAUGCUCACAUGUUUCGUACAAGCGCUCUCUGCAUCCAAGAAAAUUCUUUAUUUUCUUCAGAACAAUGGUUAGCAGGCGAUUCUGCUUAUCCAUUACUUAAAACUCUUAUAGCUCCGUUUCGGUCAAACUCCCAACAGCUUGACUACUCCAAACGUAAAACUUUUAACUUACGCCAUAGCAGAUUUCGUGUAAGGAUUGAACAUUGUUUUGAACUUCUGAAGGAACGCUUCGGUAGUCUUAAGGAGUUAAGAAUUCGUAUUCAGAAUGACACGAGUCAUAAUUUUUGUUCAAAUUAG
Messenger RNA from Teleopsis dalmanni, 789 nucleotides. RefSeq names its product putative nuclease HARBI1. The coding region runs from base 1 to 789 and encodes 262 amino acids. The record is from RefSeq and is a predicted model, not a curated record. The transcript has a single exon. NCBI's taxonomy places the organism in Eukaryota, Metazoa, Arthropoda, Insecta, Diptera, Diopsidae.